AUGUUUAUGGUAGUUAAGAGUGAAGCCAUGAAUAAUGAUGCUCCUCCACCAAGUAUCAAUGAUGGUGAUGAAUCCACCGUUGAAAAAAUCGUCCGUCAACCCUUGAUCAAAAAAAAUUCUCUCCAAGAUGAAAAUCACAUGAAUGAAAAUUUUCAUAAUAAAAGGGAAAAUCACGUGAGUCAGCAGUUCGAUUCGUUAAACGGUCCAAGUCACAGUAACGAAUCCGAAGUAAAUGCCAAUACCGUGAUUCCUCCUAUUCACGAAAGAAAUAUAAAGCCGGGCCCUCCAAGCGAAUCUGAUUCAUCAAUUACUGAAGGUUCUGUUGAAAACGUUUUAUCUGACAAUACGGCUCCAACAACUGAAGAAUUGCGUGAAGAAGGAUGGGGCAGUUCUCCUAAAGAAAAUUACACGAAUUAUCCUUAUUCAUUUGAACCUAAUCGCUUUUCUGAUACGUCCAAGAAUUAUUUUAAUUUGUUCUCUGAUGAGUCCAAAAAUAAUUACAAUCACUCUCCUAAUGAGUCCAAAAAUAAUUACAAUCAUUCUCCUAAUGAGUCCAAAAAUAAUUACGAUUACUCUCCUGAUGAGUUCAAAAAUAAUUACAAUCACUCUCCUGAUGCGCCCAAAGAUGAAUCCAUUGACCGUAAGGAUGUGGUGGAUUCGGAAUUGCAAAAAAAAUUGCAUACAAGUGAUGCUAAUGAGGAUGCUACGAAUAUUAGUCAAUCAUCUCGUGAAUUGAAUGAUAACGCUAUCAACAAAAAGUUCGGAGAUCAAUAUUCUAAUAACUCAAUUUUAUUUGAGAUGCCAAAAAACUCUCAAAAUAUCGUUGAAUCUGACUCUCCACUCGUCAGUCAAGGAUCGAAACGUUCUAAUACCUCGGUCGCCAUUGCUUCACGUGGACUUCCACGUGAAUUAUUCUCCAAUAAUCUUUACAUAGGUUCGAUUGAACAACUCCCACCCAUAGGUCUUACUUUUUAUUGGCUUGGUUGGUACACGGAAGCUGCGUUCACAUGCGUUGCUGAUAAACUUGGUCUUGUGGACCGAUACACAGGAAUUCCGCUUAGUAAAUUGUUUAUUUGGCUUUAUUCUCCUGAAAAUUGGAUGGGUAUCAAAAAUGAAGAUUUGACACAAUUAGAAGCUGCAAGAACGAUGAAAUUAGAAUAG
Molecule: messenger RNA, 1161 nt
Organism: Dentiscutata erythropus
Lineage: Eukaryota; Fungi; Glomeromycota; Glomeromycetes; Diversisporales; Gigasporaceae
Source: the annotation of a GenBank genome assembly